GGAGGAGGGGGAGCGGGAAAAACGGGAGCGGCGGGAAGAACAUCGGGAAGCUCGGGAGCCGCCGCCUGCAGGUCUCCGGAGCCCAGCUUUCCCGCGCCCCGAGGACCAGGAGGGAGCCCGGCCCAGCCGCGGGCCCCCGCCCGAUGCACGUGCAAUCAUGGUGGAAAUUAAGAAGAUCUGCUGCAUUGGGGCUGGCUACGUAGGAGGACCCACCUGCAGUGUCAUUGCCCAAAUGUGCCCCAAUAUCCAGGUGACUGUCGUUGAUGUCAACGAAUCCAGAAUCAACGCGUGGAACUCCAGCACGCUCCCCAUUUAUGAGCCAGGACUGAAGGAAGUGGUAGAAUCCUGUCGAGGGAAGAAUCUCUUCUUCUCUACCAACAUUGACGAUGCCAUUAAAGGCGCCGACCUUGUAUUCAUCUCUGUUAACACCCCAACAAAAACUUACGGGAUGGGGAAAGGCCGGGCCGCCGACCUGAAGUACAUCGAAGCUUGUGCCCGGCGGAUCGUGCAAAACUCCAACGGCUACAAGAUCGUGACAGAGAAAAGCACGGUCCCAGUACGGGCAGCCGAGAGCAUCCGACGGAUAUUUGACGCCAACACCAAACCCAACUUGAACCUGCAGGUGCUGUCCAAUCCCGAAUUCUUGGCGGAAGGAACAGCCAUUAAGGAUUUGAAGAACCCGGAUCGAGUACUGAUCGGUGGCGACGAGACCCCGGAGGGACAGAAAGCAGUCCGCGCCCUUAGUGCCGUCUAUGAACACUGGGUUCCCAAAGAAAAGAUCCUCACGACCAACACCUGGUCUUCAGAGCUCUCCAAACUGGCAGCAAAUGCUUUUCUUGCCCAGAGGAUCAGCAGUAUAAACUCCAUCAGUGCUUUGUGUGAAGCUACAGGGGCUGAUGUGGAAGAAGUAGCCACAGCCAUCGGGAUGGAUCAGAGGAUUGGGAAUAAGUUUCUGAAAGCCAGUGUUGGGUUUGGUGGGAGCUGUUUUCAGAAAGAUGUCCUGAAUUUGGUUUAUCUCUGCGAGGCACUGAACCUGCCGGAAGUAGCACGUUAUUGGCAACAGGUGAUAGACAUGAACGACUACCAAAGAAGGAGGUUUGCUUCUAGGAUCAUAGAUAGUCUGUUCAACACAGUCACGGACAAGAAGAUCGCUAUUUUGGGAUUUGCCUUCAAAAAGGACACUGGAGACACAAGGGAGUCGUCCAGUAUCUACGUCAGCAAGUACCUGAUGGACGAGGGCGCUCACCUCCACAUCUAUGACCCCAAAGUGCCCCGGGAACAGAUUGUGGUGGAUCUCUCGCACCCCGGCGUCUCUGAAGAUGACCAAGUGGCUCGCUUGGUGACCAUCUCGAAGGACCCCUAUGAAGCUUGCGACGGGGCCCACGCUGUAGUUAUUUGCACCGAGUGGGAUAUGUUUAAGGAGCUGGAUUAUGAGCGCAUCCACAAAAAGAUGCUGAAGCCGGCCUUCAUUUUCGAUGGCAGACGGGUCCUGGAUGGACUUCACAAUGAGCUUCAGACCAUUGGCUUCCAGAUUGAAACGAUCGGCAAGAAGGUGUCAUCGAAAAGAAUUCCCUACGCUCCUUCGUGUGAAAUUCCAAAGUUUAGCCUUCAAGAUCCGCCAAGCAAGAAACCCAGAGUGUAGGGCUCAUCAAGAGCACCUCAGUGUGUCUGGUUUGUACUAUGGGAUCAUGAAUUCCUCCCUCUUCCCUUCACGCCCCCCUCCAUUAGGUAGCAAAAACCAUGCGCUUUAGGGAAACUAACUAUUUUUGAGUGAUUAACCCACCUUUUCCCUACCUGUGGCAGCAAACGCAGUAGUUCUUUCUGUAUCUAGAGUCUAUUUUCUAUUUUUAUAAUGCUGUUCGAUUAUUGAGACAAAGGGGGAGCCCUAGUGAUUUUUAAUGGUCUUUUUUAAAAAAUAAAAGUCAUUCUCCUACAACUCUUGCUUUCUAAAAAUGUCCAGAAGCUUCUUCUUCAUUCCCCCCCAUUAAAGAGCACAAGACCUGUAGAGUGGUUCCCCCCAGAGUCGACUAUCCCUCUUCCCCCAUCCCUUCCCCCUGCAAGCUAACCCAAAGUGUCAAAAGGCACCUCAGGGCCGGGCUGAGCUUGCUUAAUUAGUGGAUAUGCCUGACCAAAGUCUCCUCAGGAGACACUGAGGGUCAGAGUGGACCCCCAGUUGAAUAGGAAUCAUCAGUGUGAAUCCAACAUGGGGCUGGGGAAGAGCGGCAAAGUAUCAGACGUCCAGAGAGGCCAGGCCCUGCCCUGCUCGGACCGGCAUGAUUGCGGGCCUCCAUUCAGGUGUCCACCCUCUAAGCCGGAUGUGGAGACACUGGAGAGUCUAAAGUAACUUCAGUGAUGAGAGGGGAGGGAAAGGCAGUUCUCCGAGGAAAAGCUAAAGGAACUGGGGCUGUUUUAGCCUGGAGAAAGAGCUGACUGAAGGGACUAAUUACUGCCUUCAAGUGCCUGAAGGGUUUGAAAGAGAUUCUGACUCGCUGUUCUCCAAGCAAGGGAACAUGGGUUUUAAUGACAGGGGAAGAGAUUGUUGGUGGGAGAGAAGGAAAAACUUCCAGGCUUUUCGGGAUUAAGAACUAGAAUGGCUGACUGCUGGUGGGGGGGUGGGGGGGUGGGGGGUUCCUUCCCUGAGGAAAGAUCAGCCAGUCAUCCUUGAAAGCUCACCUGGAAGGAGGCAGGGGGUUGGCCCAGAUGACCCCCCAGGUUCCUGCCAGCCCCGAGACUCUUAUACACUUUUUUCAGAGCCCUAUUUGGGGUAGAACUUGCACUCAGCUCAGAGGAGGAGAAGGCAUCUGUCCCAGGUAGGCUCAAAGGCAGAAUCCGCCAAGUCUGCCCUGUGUGGCAAACUUUCUGUAGCAAAGUGCUAUUUUCUUGGCCCUGUCCCCAGUGGCAGGUAUUCUCAACUGGGGUAAAAUGUGUAAUAUGGGGAGAAAUUGGGUGGCGGCAGAAGGCCCGCCUCCCCCGUCCAACCCGCCCUUCUUAUGCCAGGGAUUGCACUGCUACGAAAACGGGAAUCAUUUUCAUUUCCCCGGAGGUAACCCGAGGGUCACUUAGAUCCCAUGACUUCCGAUGGUCUGUCAUUCCUGCCGUGAUUUUUUGAAAAUCGUACUUCACUUCUGUUGUUCGAGCUUUAAUGCCUCCAGCUGGGUGUGUAAAGAACUGUCUGAAGAACUGAGGCUCUUCUAAGACUCGAUACAGAUGUGCCAAAUCCGUGAGCACAGACAACUGUAAGACAAUGGACCCUUCGAAUAAAAUACUCCCCUCGUGUCUA
Messenger RNA from Ornithorhynchus anatinus (platypus), 3280 nucleotides. RefSeq names its product UDP-glucose 6-dehydrogenase (gene UGDH). Gene Ontology annotation, molecular function: UDP-glucose 6-dehydrogenase activity; NAD binding. Bases 158 to 1642 code for a protein of 494 amino acids. The record is from RefSeq and is a predicted model, not a curated record. Gene Ontology annotation, biological process: glycosaminoglycan biosynthetic process. The transcript has 12 exons. Gene Ontology annotation, cellular component: nucleus; cytosol. Lineage: Eukaryota; Metazoa; Chordata; Mammalia; Monotremata; Ornithorhynchidae.